Urocitellus parryii (Arctic ground squirrel) is the source of this 1545-nucleotide messenger RNA. It is a transcript of the gene Rrp15, whose product is annotated as ribosomal RNA processing 15 homolog. Gene Ontology annotation, cellular component: preribosome, large subunit precursor. The record is from RefSeq and is a predicted model, not a curated record. Gene Ontology annotation, biological process: maturation of LSU-rRNA; maturation of 5.8S rRNA. NCBI's taxonomy places the organism in Eukaryota, Metazoa, Chordata, Mammalia, Rodentia, Sciuridae.
AUGGCCGCGGCCGUUCAAAACUCACGUGUGAGUGCGGGGAAAAAGCUGAAAAAUUCCUUAAAGAAAAAAAAGAAGAUGAAAAUGGUAGCCAGGGCUGUGACAGCGAAGCUGGAAGAUGAGGGCAAAGACGCUUCCGACAGUGAAGGAAGCUAUGAAUCAGAAAAGGAUCAUAUGUCUGAUGAUGAAGCAAUAGAAGCUGACAAUGAGGAUGAUGUUGAACCCUGUGACAAAGAAGAUGAAAAUGCUGCAGAAUCAAGUGCUGGGACUAAUGUGGGCUGGGCAGAUGCCAUGGCUAAAAUCCUUAACAAAAAAACUCCUAAAAGUAAACCCACCAUUCUCAUCAAAAACAAAGAGCUGGAAAAAGAAAAAGAGAAGUUAAAGCAAGAAAGACUAGAGAAAAGAAAACAGCUUGAUAAGAAGCGGGAGUGGGAAAUGAUGUGCAGAGUAAAGCCAGAUGUCGUCAGAGACAAAGAAACAGAGAGAAAUCUUCAGAGAAUUGCAACAAGGGGUGUGGUGCAGUUAUUUAAUGCUGUUCAGAAACAUCAAAAGAAUGUUGAUGAAAAGAUUAAAGAAGCAGGAGGCUCUAUUAGAAAGCGCACUAAGUUGAUAUCAUCUGUUUCCAAGAAAGAUUUUAUUAGUGUUCUAAGAGGAAUGGAUGGGAGUACAAAUGAAAAAAGUUCAUCUGGGAAGAACUCAAAAGCCAAACAGACUGAAAUCAAAUCAGAAGAUGGCCCAGGUUGGACAAUUCUGCGUGAUGAUUUCAUGAUGGGUGCGUCUAUGAAAGACUGGGACAAGGAAAGCGAUGGGCCAGAUAACAGCAGACCAGGAUCUGCAAGUGACUCUGACACAUAAAGCAGUCUAUAGGAAGCAAUAUUUGCAAUAAUUUAAUUUUUUCUAGAAAAAUACUUUAUCCUGUGACAACUGGGGAAUUAUAAGGGUAGCAUUUGGAAGGUGGGGGUCCCAAAGAAUUUUAGCAGCUUUGGUGUUUCCUCUUUUCACAUAAAUUUUGUUAAAAUUAUAUUUUCAACUCCACAUAAUUUAAAGCAUUUUUCCUCAAAACAUUUGUUAAAGAGAAAUAUUAUUUCUAUUUGACCACCAUUUUUCUGGGAUCAUUACACAUGUACACAUAUUGAUCAUGUCUAUUGGUAUAUUGUUUUAAUAUCACCAGUGUUUGUAGAAAUGUAUUAUCAAUUCAUAAUUAAAAUUAAUGCUUUAAAGUUCAUAAUCCUGCCUUCUAAUUCAUACAUCUGUGUAGUUCAGGGGAAUAAUUUGUGAUACCUUGUUUUGUUUAGCUGUUGAGGAAAAAAAAAACCUAUGCUGUAUUUAAAAUUAUAGUAUUUCUGACAUGGGGUGUUGUUUGUAUUUAGAUAAGCUGGAAUGUGCAAUUUAAGAUACACCUGAUUGCCACUUUUUACCUCCUUUUGUAUACUGAAUAAUAUAAAGACAUUUUUAAGUGUUAGAUUACUUUUGCAUGAGAGUAAUGGGGUGGAAAUUCUUAUGUAUUUUUUUAAUAAUUAAACAUAAUUUGUUAGGAAGCUUAUUGGA